CGCGGCUCCCGCCGGCAGGCUUGCGUCCACGGUGACGUCAGACGCAGCCUCAGGAAUUCAGCGCAGCAGGCCGAGGAGAGUCGGGGCCGUAGCUGAAGCAGUGUUUAUCGAGCAAUGGAGGGACCGAGGAAGUGUUACCCCCCUCUGCGCCGGGUGCUGGUGUCUGGUGGCACCCACGGCAACGAGCUGGGAGGGGUUUAUGUGGUGAGACACGGCGCCCCCUGUCUGCGGAGACCCUCUUUCAGCACCCAGACGGUGCUGACCAACCCCAGAGCCACAGCCGGCGGGGUGCGCCACAUCGACACCGACCUGAACCGCUGCUUCACCCUGGAGGCGCUCAGUCAGUGUGCCUCAGCUGACUCCCCUUACGAGGUCCGGAGAGCUCUGGAGUUGAACCAGACCUUUGGCCCCAAAGGGUCAGAUCAAGCUGUGGACUUCAUCUGUGACCUUCACAACACCACUGCCAACACACAGGCCUGCCUGAUCUGUGACACUCAGUCUGACUACCUGUCACUGCAUGCUGCCAGAUACCUUCAGGUACUGACCUAGGUGCUCACUGGUGAAUUCUCACAUUUGCACCCUGUGCUCCACACCACAUACUCUCCUAAGGCUUGACCUUGAUCUGAGGAGCAUCAGUUUCUACACGUUUGCUGACGUCUGCUCCUGAAAAAUGGGUUGGGAAGGAACUCUUCAUGAAGUUUAGAUUGCCAUCACUUGGACCUUCCCUGUGUUAAUGUACUCAGUAUCAGGCAAAUUCAAGAAAAAGAGCACAGCGUGUUGCAAGCACAGUUAAAAAAGCAUAUUUGACUUUUAGAUGAUGAAAAAGAAGAGGAUGAUGUGCUAAAGAACUAUUUUGCUCAGGUGCUCAGCAAAGAAGAACCAGCACCGUGACUCGGGCAGCAGAAGGACAAGGUUCUGUGUUAAACAGAGUCAGGAGAGCAGAGGGAGAAGAGGUUCAGUUCCAGAAGCUCUGGGUGUUAAUAAAUCCCCAGAGCCUGGUGGGAUCUCACCAGCUGUGCUCCUGGCAAUGAGAGAUAUUCAGAAACUGUUGACACUACUCCUCCAACAGUCCCUAAAUAACAGAGAUAGGACCCAGGGGCUGGAGAGCAGCUCCUGUAAUACCUUUCUCAUAAAGAAGAGAGGAGUGUAAACUGAACCAGGUGAUUAUAGACCAAGAAAUCUGACUUCUCUUACAUGUAAGGUAAAGGAAACAAUUCUUAGAACUGAACUAGUGGAUCACCUAUAUGGCUGUAAGGUCCUAGGAAAAUAGUCCAAAUGGACUCAGAAAAGGUAGGCAUUUUCAAACAACAAAACUUUAAAACAAGUUGUCUCGACCAACUUGUUAGUGUUCUUCAAUCAA
Messenger RNA from Lepisosteus oculatus (spotted gar), 1360 nucleotides. Lineage: Eukaryota; Metazoa; Chordata; Actinopteri; Semionotiformes; Lepisosteidae. The record is from RefSeq and is a predicted model, not a curated record.